Molecule: messenger RNA, 465 nt
Organism: Halichondria panicea
Lineage: Eukaryota; Metazoa; Porifera; Demospongiae; Suberitida; Halichondriidae
Exons: 2
Coding region: 62-403 (113 amino acids)
Source: RefSeq, a predicted model, not a curated record
CGAAGGAGGGUAUUAUCAAGAGUAGAAGGUCAAAGGUCUCAGGAACUAGAGCCAGAGAGAGAUGAGUACUAUUAGAUUCCCCUCACUUUCUCCUCCCCUGUAUGAGCCCAGUGAUGGCAAGAAGAAGAGUGACCUUCUAGAUGUUCAAGUACUAGAAGCAAAAGAGAAGGAGUACAAACAAUGGAUAGCGAGUCUUCAGGAAUGCCCCUACCACUCGCCAGCUGGUGUCAAGCAAACUGACUAUGAUGCUGAUGCUGAGAUAGACAUGGAGGAAGAGAGCUUGGAAGACUCUGAUCUGGACGGGGACAAUGACACUAGCAUGUUUGAUGAGAGUAUGAAUCCUUAUGUAGAUGACUUGGAAUCAUCUGUGCAGGACAAUUCCUCUAGCAAUGAUGCACCUUGAACCUUCUGUACACAUAUCACUUCUCCAUUUUUCAAUUUUCAUAUAAUAAUUCUAAACCUGAA